UCCCUUAAGCGUUCGGCGCGCUUCCGUCUUUAUCCUAGCAACGCCCAUAGUAACGCGUAGGUCCCGCCCCCUUUGCGCGGGCCUCCCGGAAGUUACUGGUCCACUGCUGAGCGCCGAGCUCCCUGCUGUCCCUAGCUGUGUGGCGGAGUAGCGUCUGGGUGAGAGCACCCGGAAAGGGAGCUUCCGGCUGGGAUUGGGGCCCGUACAGUAGGGUAGGCAGCGCGGACCUGGACCUGGUGACGAUGGCGGAGCCGCAACCCUUGGCGCUGCAGCUGGAACAGUUGUUGAACCCGAGACCGCGGGAGGCGGAUCCUGAGGCCGACCCCGAGGAGGCCACUGCUGCUAGAGUGAUUGACAGGUUUGAUGAAGGGGAAGAUGGGGAAAGUGAUUUCCUGGUAGUGGGUAGCAUUAGAAAUCUGGCUUCAGCCUCCUUCCUGGACACAGACAAAAAGUAUUCUGGCAAAACCACAUCUAGAAAAGCUUGGAAGGAAGACCAUUGGGACCAGAUUCUGCCAGGUUCAUCUGAUGAGGAAAUAUCUGAUGAGGAAGGAUCUGAAGAUGGAGAUUCAGAGGGCCUGGGCCUGGAGGAAUCCGAGAAUGAUGACCUGAGUGCUACUGAAGAUCAGGAUGCUGAUGAUGGUGGAGAGAGCAGUCUGGCCUGGAGGAAGAAGAGCAGAUGCCACUCUGCAGAGAUGCCAGGCUUCAGUUUCCAGGGCAUCAGUGACUUUGAGAAAUUUACUGAGGGAAUGGAUGACCUUGGGAGUAGUGAGGAAGAUGAAGAGGAAGAGAGUGGCAUGGAAGAAGGGGAUGUUGAGGAAGGCUUGGCGGGUGAGAAUGAGGAAGACAGGGCCAGAGAUAGGAACAGUGAAGAUGAUGGUGUGGUGAUGACAUUCUCCAGUGUCAAAAUUUCUGAGGAAGUGGAGAAAGGAAGAGCUGUGAAGAACCAGAUAGCACUGUGGGACCAGCUCUUGGAAGGAAGGAUCAAACUACAAAAAGCUCUUUUGACCAGCAAUCAGCUGCCUCAACCAGAUAUUUUUCCUGUUUUCAAGGACAAAGGUGGCCCAGAAUUUGUCAGCGCCCUAAAAAAUAGUCACAAGGCACUUAAAGCAUUGUUGAGGUCUUUGGUAGAUCUUCAGGAAGAGUUGCUUUUCCAGUACCCAGACACUAGAUAUCUAGUAGAUGGAACGAAGCCCAGAGUGGAGAGUGAGGAGAUUUCUAGUGAAGAUGAUCAGCUAGUGGAAGAAACGAAGCAGAGAAGAGCUCCACCAAAGAGGAAGCUGGAGAUGGAUGACUACCCCAGCUUCAUGGCAAAGCGCUUUACUGACUUUACAGUGUACAGGAACCGUACGCUGCAGAAAUGGCAUGAUAAAACCAAGUUAGCUUCUGGAAAACUGGGAAAGGGUUUUGGUGCCUUUGAACGGUCAAUCUUGACUCAGAUUGAUCAUAUUCUGAUGGACAAAGAAAGAUUACUUCGAAGGACACAGACUAAACGCUCUGUCUACCGAGUUCUCGGCAAACCUGAACCAGUAGCUCAACCUGUUCCAGAGAGUUUGUCAGGAGAACUGGAGAUCCUUCCUCAAGCCCCUGCCAAUGCUCACCUAAAGGACUUUGAUGAAGAAAUAUUUGAUGAUGAUGACUUUUACCACCAGCUCCUUCGAGAACUCAUAGAACGGAAGACCAGCUCCUUGGAUCCCAAUGAUCAGGUGGCUAUGGGAAGGCAGUGGCUUGCAAUCCAGAAGCUACGAAGCAAGAUUCGCAAGAAGGUAGAUAGGAAAGCCAGCAAAGGAAGAAAACUUCGGUUUCACGUCCUUAGCAAGCUUCUGAGUUUCAUGGCCCCUAUUGACCACACUACAAUGAAUGACGACGCCAGGACAGAGCUGUAUCGAUCUCUUUUCGGCCAGCUCAGCCUUCCUGUUGCAGGUCAUGGGGAUUGACAUCACCUGUGCCUCUUGCUGCAGGCCUGAGACCGGGCUUCCCAACAGCAGCCACCAGAACCUCCUGGCUGCUGGUCCAGAUGGAUGCAGUGGAAUCUAGCUCCCAGGACAUCCGUGGAGGUGCCCUGGUUUGGAACAUGUACCUAGUAGAUGGAGCACAUGCCUCCCAAGUCCUUUAACCAUCGCAAAUAAAAAGGAUUGUC
This is a messenger RNA of Castor canadensis (American beaver), 2137 nucleotides long. RefSeq names its product apoptosis antagonizing transcription factor (gene Aatf). The record is from RefSeq and is a predicted model, not a curated record. NCBI's taxonomy places the organism in Eukaryota, Metazoa, Chordata, Mammalia, Rodentia, Castoridae. Gene Ontology annotation, cellular component: nucleolus; nucleus. Gene Ontology annotation, biological process: regulation of transcription by RNA polymerase II.